Molecule: messenger RNA, 627 nt
Organism: Paraglomus occultum
Lineage: Eukaryota; Fungi; Glomeromycota; Glomeromycetes; Paraglomerales; Paraglomeraceae
Source: the annotation of a GenBank genome assembly
AUGUCACAGCAACAACAAACCCAGCAACAGUCUCAACAAUCUCAACAAUUUCCUCGAGAUUCUCGUAUAAUACAGCUAAUAUGUGAUUCAUUGGGGGUUAGAGAUUAUGAACCGAAAGUAGUUCAGCAGUUGCUGGAGUUUGCACAUCGAUACACUAUAGACGUUUUGCAGGACGCACUUGUUUACGCGGAGCAUGCAAGCAGGACUGAUAUUAACGUGAGUGACGUUAAACUUGCUAUAGAAGGACGGGUGAACUACUCGUUUACUGCUCCCCCACGAAGAGAUUUCAUAUACGAAUUGGCAAAGGCGCAGAACGAAGUACCUCUUCCGUCCGUACCAGAACGAUAUGGCUUGCGUCUUCCUCCUGAAAGACACUGUCUGACGGCAGUAAACUUUCAAAUAGUUCCACCAGAAUCCAAAACUGUUGUAAGACCUCAGCCAGCUGUCCCGAUUGCUCCGCCGCCACCUCCAUCACAAGAUGGAGAAAGUGGAAUUCCUCUUGGAAUAAACGAUGCUGAUAAAGACACUGAAAUGACAGAUGCUGUAAACACGCCCAUGAGUUCUGCUGCUAGUCCACAAAAGGCCCCUGUGCGGGCAGAAGAUGAUGACUAUGACUAUGAUUUUUAA